UCGAGCAAGCAGGAACCAUGGCUGCGACGCCGGCGGACGCAAGCAGCAGCAGCAGCAGCAGCAGCGAGGCCGUGGUGGGCGGCGAGAAGAGCAACAAGAUGAUCACGCUGAUCAGCUCCGACGGCGAGAGCUUCGAAGCCACGGAGGAGGCGGCGAAGAUGUCGGUGACCAUCAAGCACAUGAUCGAGGACGGCUGCGCCGACGACGGGAUCCCCCUCCCCAACGUCCCCGCCAAGAUCCUCUCCAUGGUCAUCGAGUACUGCAACAAGCACGCCGCCGACGCCGCCGCCGACGACACCAACAAGCACGUCGCCGACCCCGCCGACGCCGACGAGGACGACGACAAUAACAACAACGACAGCGCCGGCGAGAAGGAGGACCUGAAGAGCUUCGACGCCAGCUUGGUCGCCGUCGACCAGGCCAUGCUGUUCGACAUCAUCCUCGCCGCCAACUUUCUGAGCAUCAAGGGGCUCCUGGACCUCGCCUGCCAGAAGGUGGCCGACGACAUCAAGGACAAGUCGGUUGAGGAGGUGCGCGAGAUUUUCAAGAUCGAAAACGACUUCACAAAGGAGGAGGAGGAGGCCGUCAGAAAGGAAAAUGCCUGGGCCUUCAACGAGUAGAAACGUUUACGAGUUUUAGCUAGUGUACUCACUUGGGGUUUCAUCUUUGCAGCUGCUUAAUUAAUUUGUUAAUUCGUCGCCUUUCUUGUUUACGAGUUUUAGCUAGUGUGCUUGGUUUUUGA
Messenger RNA from Triticum dicoccoides, 742 nucleotides. Its product is annotated as SKP1-like protein 11. Lineage: Eukaryota; Viridiplantae; Streptophyta; Magnoliopsida; Poales; Poaceae. Gene Ontology annotation, biological process: ubiquitin-dependent protein catabolic process. The transcript has a single exon. The record is from RefSeq and is a predicted model, not a curated record. The coding region runs from base 18 to 620 and encodes 200 amino acids.